This is a messenger RNA of Penicillium griseofulvum, 528 nucleotides long. RefSeq lists its product as uncharacterized. Gene Ontology annotation, cellular component: BLOC-1 complex. Gene Ontology annotation, biological process: endosomal transport. The coding region runs from base 1 to 528 and encodes 175 amino acids. The transcript has a single exon. Lineage: Eukaryota; Fungi; Ascomycota; Eurotiomycetes; Eurotiales; Aspergillaceae. The record is from RefSeq and is a predicted model, not a curated record.
AUGGACAACUCCACCCCGCAACCGAACCCAAACUCAACCCCAAAUCCAAUCGCAGACCCAACCCCAAACACAACAGACGACCAACGACAAAAAGAAGCGCUGGCAGCCUUUACCGCAACCCUGCACUCGGUUGGGACGAACCUUGAAGCGCCACUCCGCGACCGCGCAGCAAACAUCCAAUCCAAUGCGGUGGCGCUAGAAAGGCAAGAAGCCGAGCUAGCAGAGAAUACGCAGCGACUUGCGCGGCAAAAUCAGCAGUGGGUGGGAUUCGCGGAUGAGACGCGUGAGGGAUUAAAGGAGAUUGGGGAUGUGCAGAAUUGGGCUGAGAUGAUUGAGCGGGAUUUGCUGGCCUUAGAGGAUAUGAUGGAUAAUGUUGAAAAAGGCCAUGGGGAACAUGGGAGUGAGGAUGACCGUGAUAUGGAACUGAAUGGGGAUAUUGAGAAUGGAAACGCAAAUGGUCAUGUUGAUAUAGAUGCCAAUGGGAAGAAAGUGGAUCAGCCGGCGAAAGGGUGGUUGCGAUGGUGGUGA